GCGUCUCACACGGAUUGGUCGGCCACACCGCGCAGACUCCCUGACAAAAUCUUGUGCAUAUUGAAACAUUUGUGCCAAAGACAGGAGUCAUACCGCCUCCCUGAACUAAAACGAGUGACAACUUGGAUAAAAGCUGUUGUCACAGGUUAGUUCCCUCUCGUAAACAAUUGGGAUAUUCAUACUUAUGUGGAAAAAGGUUGGGAAGUUUUGAGAAGAGAUUUCUCCCAAGGAUUUACACAAUGGGUAUGGGGCAGUUAGGAGGCUACAGAUGCCUUCUAACUUUAUUCCUAGGAGUAAUUUUCCUAGAAUGCACGUGUUCUCAAAGAGUGCUUCCCGACUGGCCGAAGAUCGGCGACAGAAUCACACAACCAUUUUUGGACCAGCUGAUGGUCAGUCAGUUGCUUGAACAAAACCUCACCCUCGGCUUCUUCCUGAAGGGUCUCAAUGGCCCUCCUGGUCCUCCUGGUGCGCCUGGUCCCCCGGGAGAACCUGGACAAGUUGGUAUGGCCGGUCCCCCUGGACCUCCUGGCCAUGUAGGAGAGGAUGGUGCUCCCGGAGCUCCUGGUGCUCCAGGUCCCCCAGGUUCUCCUGGUGCUCCUGGUCUUCCUGGAGAGAAGGGAGACCCUGGUCUUCAGGGAGCUCCUGGUGCUGCCGGUCUUCCUGGAGCACCUGGUCUGCCUGGUCCUCAGGGUCCUAUGGGUCCCCCUGGUCCAGAGCCUAUCAUGCCGAACUUUACCGUUAUCUGCGAGGGAGAGAAGGGCUGGCUGCAGUGUAAGCAGUACGAGCUCAUCAAGGUUACAAAAGCCUUCUGGGGGCGUGACGAUCACGUGACCUGUCCCAAGGUGCCCGCCGGCCUAAAUCUUGAAAGAGUCUGCGAAACUAACCCCGGCAACACGAUGCAGAAGGUCAAAGGACAGUGCCAGAACGAACAAGCCUGCGAGGUGGUGGCCUCUAAUAUUUUCUUCGACGACAAUAGCUGCGGCAAUGCGUAUAAGUAUCUCAAGAUUUGGUAUGAGUGUAUCCCUGAUGAAGCGAACGCGGUGGAUGUGCUGAAAGAGGGAGGCAAGCGAAGACGACGAAAGAGAAAGAGAGCAGCCAAGGAGAAGCGAUCCGCCUCUUCAGAAUAGCAAUAACACACAACAAAAUAACAACAAAAGACUUCAAUUCACUUUGAUGAGUGGUAGUUCAUACUAACAUGUGACCCAUGCUCAAUUUGAGCGUGCCAUUUUGAAAUUCCAUCAUUAGCAGUCUAGCUUACAUGUUAAGCAGAGUUAAACUAAGUGUAAAUUAAUCACAAUAUUCGUGGUAGAAACUACACUUGUCAAUAUGUAUGUAUAUUGCACUGACUUCAUUUGAUACGAGUGUCAUUAAUAUGAUCGAAUACUUGAGUAUUUAACUAUAUUAGUCCCGUCCCUAAUAGCGAGGGAUUCUAUAUAGGUGUGUUUACAAAUGAUAGAGAAAGAGCUUUGGAUUCUUAGAUCGCUAUGUAACAUUUCUUUAACACUCUGUAAAAUACUUGGGAAGAAUAAAACAAUUGUGAAUAGAAAUUCUUGCCAAUGUAUUUCGGAUUGUCGGUGACGUAAUGCUGAAAUAAAAAGCUAUAUUUAAUUAAA
Molecule: messenger RNA, 1613 nt
Organism: Nematostella vectensis (starlet sea anemone)
Lineage: Eukaryota; Metazoa; Cnidaria; Anthozoa; Actiniaria; Edwardsiidae
Product: cuticle collagen bli-1
Exons: 4
Coding region: 240-1127 (295 amino acids)
Molecular function (GO): carbohydrate binding
Source: RefSeq, a predicted model, not a curated record